GCGAUGUUCGGACACUACACCGCCUUCGUCCGGGCUACAGGGGGCUCGGACUGGUUCUACGCAAACGACAGCCAUGUUGAACCUGUUUCCUGGGAGGCUGUGAGGGAGACGUACGGCGGUCGCAGCAGGACAGCCUACAUGCUGCUGUACCGGAGAGAGCCCACCCAGACCCAGGGAGGGGGAGAGGGGGAGGAACAAGAAGGAGAGAGACAAGAAGGAGAGAGACAAGAAGGGGAGGUACAAGAAGGGGAGAGACAAGGAGGGGAGAACGGGGAGUGA
This is a messenger RNA of Gadus chalcogrammus (walleye pollock), 279 nucleotides long. RefSeq names its product ubl carboxyl-terminal hydrolase 18-like. The transcript is spliced from 4 exons. Lineage: Eukaryota; Metazoa; Chordata; Actinopteri; Gadiformes; Gadidae. Gene Ontology annotation, biological process: protein deubiquitination. The record is from RefSeq and is a predicted model, not a curated record. Bases 4 to 279 code for a protein of 91 amino acids. Gene Ontology annotation, molecular function: cysteine-type deubiquitinase activity.